AUGCUCUUGGGGCUGAAUACCGUUUGUGACGUGUACUUCACUGGUGCUCUCGAGAUCAUGGUGGAGAAGUGGCACAUCAAGCCAGACGUGGCAGGAGCUACAUUCAUGGCCGCAGGCGGCUCUGCUCCUGAGCUCUUCACGUCUCUGGUGGGUGCGACCAUAGCUAACAAUGAUGUCGGAUUCGGGACCAUUAUCGGGUCCGCCGUAUUCAAUGUGCUGUUUGUCAUUGGCCUUUGCGGCUACGUGGCAAAGGAGCCCAUCCAGCUGACAUGGUGGCCACUCUUCCGAGAUUGCAGUUAUUAUAUAUUGGGCUUGAGCCUUUUGGCGGGUUUCGCUUCUGACGAACGGAUUUCACUGGUGGAGGCGAUCCUGCUGUUCGUAGCCUACAUCGUGUACUGCAUUAUCAUGUAUUUCAACAGCUCCUUGGAGGCGCUGGUGCACAAAUACAGCUCCCGCGCCGGUGGAAGGAGCCAGGAAUCUGCCAGCGAGGCAGAUCCUUCGAGGCCUCCCGUCAUUGUCGGCAACUGGGCCGGGACCACCUCAGGACAAGUCUCUGUUGUGCCAAAUGCGACAACUCCGCCAUCGCCUUCCAAGACAGACCCUCAGCCGCCGUCCCACGGCGACGUGGCAGUUCCGGAGCUGGGCACUGAUGGGCCAAGACAGGUCUCCAAGAGUUCGGAGGAAGAUUCUUCCCGGAUCCUGUGCAGUCAGCCGCUGCCCAGCCGCGAACCCUGGGUCACGUCGCAGGGCAUCGAGCGCUUUCACAAAGAUCCUGCAAGAAAGGAGGAGGAGGGCACAGACAUCGUCGUUUCCAGCCAGCCAUUGCCGAUGCGCUCACAGAAGCUGCGACUCUCUGCUCGAACAGCCCGGGCUGCCGCUCUUCAGGAGGCCGCACGCGAUCGUCACGAGGAGAGGAGGCACUCGGAAUCGGAUGAGGCGGGGCAGGCAACCCGAAGCCGGCAGUGCAGCAAGCAAUCUGCAGGCAUGCAGCAGGUGCAGGAGACGCCCGAAGAGUCAAAGCCCACGGACGAGCAACAAGAAGAAGAGGAAGAAGAGGAAGAGCCUGGAUUCAUGGACUUUCCUAACAAUGCGAAAGAUCAAGUGAUCUGGUUAAUUUCCUUACCUGUGCUCCUGCCGAUCUACUUCCUCACGCCUUUGCCCAGCGAGCGGCUCUUCCUGCUGACAUUCCUUUUCUCCCUGGUGUGGAUCGCAUUGCUCUCCUUCUGCCUUGUUUGGUGGGUUGAAAUCCUGGGCGAGGCCUUGCACAUCGACCCGAUUUUGAUGAGCUUCACCUUGCUGGCUGCCGGGACUUCCAUCCCAGAUGCCGCUUCCUCUGUCGCAGUGGCGAAGCAGGGCGAGGGUGACAUGGCGGUGUCAUCGUCGGUGGGCUCGAACAUUUUCGACAUCUUGGUCGGACUGCCCAUCCCAUGGAUGAUCAAGAUCGCAUUGAACGAUGCCAGCUAUCAGGUGACCAUCAAGUCGCCCUUUCUGGCCUUUGACGUGAUUCUGCGCCCUGCCACGGAUUUGCCUGCAUUGGCUGGCAAAACUGGCCACAAAAAGCUCUUGCUGCGCUCUGGCCGUCAACAGGACGCAGGGGCAUCGGUCGUGAAACAGAACAGCGAGCAAGAAACCUUCUGCGAAAGGACCUUCAUCCUCUAUGGACUAAACCUCCUCUUGAGUUGUACCUUCACCAUUCAGAAAGCUACGCAGCUUGCUCUCAGAGUCUUGCGGUUAGCUCCCUCGGUCCUCGGUUGCAGCUCGUCGGCGUGCGCACCAGUUGCACGAUGGCCGAUCUUCAGCCGCCUCCGACUCCUGCACACUUGUUCAUUGCGCACGACAUACUUCCACGAGACCCUCCCGCGCAAACUCUUGUUUCAAGUGUUAUAA
Molecule: messenger RNA, 1887 nt
Organism: Symbiodinium sp. CCMP2456
Lineage: Eukaryota; Dinophyceae; Suessiales; Symbiodiniaceae
Source: the annotation of a GenBank genome assembly